GCGCGGUGCAUCCACUGCCGUGAGGCGUUUGCAUGGACCUGCUAGCAACCAGUGUGCCAGUGAACCACCACCACCCAAAGAAGGUCCUCGUCUCCCGGCCGGCCGCCUUCCUGCCCCGGCCGCUGUCGUCUCUCGCAAUCGCCGAGCCCCUGGCCCAGUCCUGAUGCUCCCAAUACCAGGGCCGGUUGCGAAGAACAACCGGGCGGUUCGUUGACGUGACUGGCAAUCCCUCCGACUCUUGCUGCAAGCCCGUCGUUCGCUGGUCCACCCUUGGCAGUCCUUGCCGCUCUCCGACGGCUCCUUUCAUCCCAGUCCCGACCGAGUAACCGACGACGAGGAAUCCCAAGACGGAAACACCGAAGCCUGUCCAACCCACCCUCGAAACCCGCCUCGACACGAGCCCAUCCGACCCUCUCCUCGCCCUUACGCCGCCUGGUCUCACAGCCAUGAAUGGGGACCUCAGUCUCUCGCAGGCCCUGGGCGGUCUGAGGAUCGCCAAUCCAGACGAUGCUGUAGCCCCGAGUCCCCCGCUCAGCGGCCCCGCCGUCGACAGCAACACCGACUACGAAAGGAGAGCCCAGGCACAGCAACACCCUAGCCCACAACCUGGACUGACGGGCUUGCUCCCCGAGCCGAUGUUGAGCUCAUCCCACGCCGCGGGCGCACCCGACAACUCGCUUCUAUCUCCUGUCCAGUCUUCGCAGAGCGCUCAGAUGCCACACCAGUACGACAUGGCUUCGCCCGGGACGCGGUCCCGCCCUACGUCGGCCGUCUACUCCUCCGCACCAGCCCCCGAGUCGGAAGCCGUCUCGCCAGGCCGAGAGCGCAGGCCAGACCAGGCGAGGUCGCCGAUGUACGGCGGCGGCGGCGGCGGCGUCCCGCAGCGGAGCUCCUCCAAUGCCGGAGGGUACAGAGGAAACGUGCCAACACGCCAGGCGAGUUAUCGCGAGGCAUCGUACAAUACCGGCGGGUCGUCCCAUCAGCAAAUGCCGCAACCCGCAGGGGGUGGAGCCAACCCGCCAACAAGAAGUUCAUCUAGAGGAAUGGGCGGUGGGUACGGCUCGGUGCCGAUACCGGGCAUACCGAACGCGGCCCCCUCGAGCCAGCCUGAAGUUCCGCUGCCGGCAAGCAGUGAAGAAUGGCAGGAACGCGGGGCCGCGGUCGGUGUCAGGAGAGAGGUGGACGCAAAUGGGAGGACGGUCAUGCGGUCCGUAAAAAAGGGCGUCAGGGACUUCUCGUUUGGCAGGGUCCUCGGAGAGGGCUCGUACAGCACCGUGUACCAGGCCACGGACCGGCAGAAUCUGAAGGAGUACGCGGUAAAGGUUCUCGAGAAGAAGCACAUCAUCAAGGAGAAGAAGAUCAAGUAUGUCAACAUUGAGAAGAACACGCUCAACAGGUUGACGGAGCACCCGGGCAUAGUCCGGCUGUACUACACGUUCCAGGACGAGACCUCGCUGUACUACGUCCUGGACCUGUGCGCCGGCGGCGAGCUGUUGGGCGUGCUGAAACGGACCGGUACCUUUGACCUUGAGUGCACUCGCUUCUAUGGCGCACAGAUCCUCGAUGCCAUGGAUUACAUGCACGCGAGGGGAGUCAUCCACCGGGACCUCAAGCCCGAGAACGUGCUGCUAGACGACCGCAUGCACGUCAAAAUCACCGACUUUGGAACAGCCAAGCUCAUGCCAGACCCCCGAACCGCGACCACGCAGCAGAUGUUUGAGAGAGACGCGCCAGAGGACAGCAGGGCAGCGUCCUUUGUCGGCACGGCCGAGUACGUCAGCCCCGAGCUCCUGACCGACAAGAGCGCAAGCAAAGCAAGCGACGUGUGGGCGUUUGGCUGCAUAGUAUACCAGCUGCUGGCCGGCCGGCCACCAUUCAAGGGCGGAAGCGAGUACCUCACGUUCCAGAAGAUUGUCGGGCUGGAGUACGAGUUCCCCUCUGGCUUCCCGCCCGCGGCCCGCGAUCUUGUCGAGCGGUGUCUUGUGCUGGACCCGGCACGCAGGUUGACUGUUGAGCACAUCCGGAACCAUGAGUUUUUUGAUGGUCAGGCGAUUAGCAAGGAGCUGUGGCGAUCCCGGGCGCCCCGGCUGAAGCCCUACGUGCCACCAGCGCAGGAGCCCCAUAUCAUACAACUAAACGGGGGGUCGUCGUCUGCGCAGCAGCAGGUGAUGGCGCCUACCCGCAGCGGUGCACAGCUGCAACAGCAGCACAGCAACGGCGGGUCAAAGUCUCAACAACAGUCGCAGCAGCAGCGCCAGGAGCCGCGGCGGAUAAUAACGGAGUUGCCGCCGCCGACGCAGCUCGACCUAGACUGGUCACCGGUGCUCACACGAAACAACGAGCGGAUUCUGAAGCUAGGAGACCUUAUGGUGAUCUCUUCGCCGAUAUCCAACAGCCCCCACGGCAAGGGGGAACAUGGCGACGGGCACAAGAAGCUUUCCCGCUUCUUCGGCGGAAGCACGACCAAGAAGCGACAACGUCUCGUCAUGGUCACGUCGAGCGGGCGAAUCGUUCUGGCGCCCGCGGGCGGCGAAGAGAAGAAGACGAAGCAAGAAAUCCCGCUGCUUGCGGCAGAUUGCACAUGGAGGACACAAAUGGACGUCAAGGGGCAGCCCGUCUGGUGUGUUGAUACGGGCGGCGUCCAUUACGUAUUCGAAGAACCCAAAGGCUCUCAAAAUGCGGGCGACAUGGGUAAGAUAUCGGUAGACGACUGGGUCGAGUCGUUGGAAACGGCCAAGGAUUUUGCACUCUCCCAAAAGCUCCUGGGAACGCACGACAGGGACAACGGCGCUUUUGGUGGGGACAUGUCCUCGUCAAUGUCCAGCCCGGCGAGCACGCUCGGCGGUCGAGCAAACUACCCCGAGUACGGCGAGGGCUUUUCGGUGAGCGAUAGAUCUGGGCGUAACCAGAUGAUGAACAAGAGCCAGGGAAGCCUAGAGGACCCGAUCCCGGAAAAGAAGCGGAACCGGUUCAGCAAGCGACAGUCGAAGAACGGGCUGGGUGCUGCCUUCUAACGGGUGCAGAGGCAUGCCAUCGAAAGACGCGAGGUUGCAAGAUGAAAGUGUCGAAGUGAUGGAUGGAAGAUGGCAGCAUGAUGUACGGGGCAGUAUAAAACCAGGCCAGGGCCAAAGCAAGAUUCUUUUGUCUUCUUCUCUUCUGCUUCAUUCUUUUGUUGUUUGGGAGGCAUUCGCGAGGGUCUCUUUUUAGUUGCUUUUCCUUUCUCACCCACCUUUUGGAGGCAAGCAUCUCGCUCCCUAGAGCCUCCGCUCAUUUCUUCUUUUUCUUUCCCAUUCCGUGAGGGAAGUUGACUGCUUGAAAGACACGGCACGCUUCUAUUCUAUUUCUUCUCGAUCCCUUCGAUAUCACUCCCUUGUAAUCUGCAUUUCAUAGCGAGGCGUCAGUCCACUCUUCCUGCACCUUUUUCUUCAAAGGUUGAAAUUUGGCGGCCAUUUUUGCGUCCUGGACAAAAAGAGCAAAGACAAACAGCAUCUGGCUGGACUUCCUUGGACUACCUUUUCGUUUACCCUGAGUGUCGCGGGACGCUCUCAGUAUUAUUCAAAGCGUUGAUGUGUGCCACUAUCUGUGCUGGUUUCUGUUGCCGUCGGCGCCUGCAACCCAUCAAAUCGAAGCCACAGUUGAGAUUUCCAAUGCCAUGAUUGGCUGCAAUGGUUUGCAU
This is a messenger RNA of Gaeumannomyces tritici R3-111a-1, 3676 nucleotides long. RefSeq names its product AGC/PDK1 protein kinase. Lineage: Eukaryota; Fungi; Ascomycota; Sordariomycetes; Magnaporthales; Magnaporthaceae. Gene Ontology annotation, biological process: peptidyl-serine phosphorylation; intracellular signal transduction. Gene Ontology annotation, molecular function: ATP binding; protein serine/threonine kinase activity. Bases 447 to 3014 code for a protein of 855 amino acids. The transcript is spliced from 2 exons. The record is from RefSeq and is a predicted model, not a curated record.